Molecule: messenger RNA, 918 nt
Organism: Heteronotia binoei (common prickly gecko)
Lineage: Eukaryota; Metazoa; Chordata; Lepidosauria; Squamata; Gekkonidae
Exons: 2
Coding region: 139-897 (252 amino acids)
Biological process (GO): dephosphorylation; thiamine diphosphate metabolic process
Molecular function (GO): magnesium ion binding; thiamine triphosphate phosphatase activity
Source: RefSeq, a predicted model, not a curated record
AAAAAAUCUGUACAUACUGCUUUAAAGAAAGAAGUCAACAAGAAAAGUUGGUUUUAUGCACAAAAGAAGCGCACUGAAAUAAGGAAAAAUAAACAUCCUCUAUAUCCUUGAAUUUUGAAACAGAAACCAAGCAGGAAUAUGGAAGCAACACAACAAAAAAUCCAACUUCGACAGCAGUACUGGGUAACAAAAGCUAGUAAAGCCAAGUUGCUCCAAGUUGGUGCCAAAUGUGUAGAUACAGUUCCUCACAAAGAACACUAUUAUGAUACUGCUUUAGAUGAGUUAGCAAUGGCUCAACUGUGGCUGAGCCAGAGAAAUCAGCAAUGGUGCCUCAUAGUAGGAUCGCAGGACCAAGCAACUAGAGAAAAUACUGCCAUCUGUGCAUCAGUUUUCAGUGCAGAACUUUUACACCAGGACAGGACAGAUAUACAAAACUCCAAAUCCACUAUCUACAAAAACUCAGAAGAAAAGAAACCAACACAACUGGAACCUCUUGACAGUCAAAGUGAUCGGCAAUAUUAUUUGAAUAAAACACAAGCAUAUGUAAAACCUACUUCUACAUAUAACGAAUUAAUGGGAGAGCAUGAUAUAAUUACAUAUUUGACAGACUUUCUUCACAUUGACUUGACAACUGAGGAAGAAAGAAACAUGACAAUGGAAGACUUUCUGAGGCAGGCUGGUAUCUUCCAUUACGCAAGCAACCUUACUGCCUAUCAAUCCACAUAUAAACUGUGUGACCGGUACACUAUUAUAAUAAAAAUGGAAGACAGCUCUUUGAAAGAAUCUGCAACUGUACUAUUAGAUGUGGAUAUUUCAAGUAUUUGUACAGGUUUUGAAGAAAUAGAAAAUCUGGCAAAUUACCUGGAAUUUGAGCAUCAAGCAAUCCAAAGUGAAUGAGAAUUGCUCAUGUAGCAGGAC